UACCGGGCCCGUUUCGGAGCGGCGCUGGCGAGGGUAAGAUGCACGAGAAUGAGGUGAGCCCGCAGGACUGCCUUCGCUCGCUGCGGAUUCUCGUGCCAGUUCCUCGAGGGCGCUGUGUUGCAGAGGACGCUGCGAGAGAGAGACUGAAGCUUCGAAUGUGAAGAAAUUUGGUGGCGAGUUGAGGUGGAGUGGACGCGCAUUUACUUCUCUCCCUGUAUCGUGCACGGAUGACGUUACGGAUAGCCACGGACGUUACUGCGUGAUCUGAUGUGUGGGUAUGGAGGCCCGUCGUUUUGCUAGGAAGCACGAGGCUCGGCGGACAGGGAGAGGAAGCGAGAGAAGUGAGACGAAUGUUUUGGGUACGGUGGUGCGGGGGUAAGGAGGAGCUGGAAUUGGUGAUCCAGUGCGGUUUCCGGAAGUGGGUAAUGUGCAUCUUUGAUGAGAGAGGGUGCAGAGGUAGGAGAUUCAGCAAGAGGAGGAGUUGUAUGAAGGGGAGAGUGAAGGAAGGAUGACUAGCAUUACAGAUGCGCGCCGAAGGUUGGACAAAACAUUAUCAUCGUCAGCUUUGUCCGAUACUGCAAUCCUCAACAACCUUGUUCGCAAGCAGCUACUUAAAACCAGCUCAGCUACCGAACUGACGGAACGAAGAUGGUCAGCUGCAUUGCCCAAGAAAAGUUAGCAACUGACGAAGUUGUAGAGAAGAGAAGCAAACAGCUGCUGAAAUUGUUGGAUGCUUUGAGGAGUGCCAAAGGAGAGAGGUCAACGAAAAUUGUAGAUGGGGAAUGGAAGGUCAAGCAAGAUACUCCACAGUUUCGGGUUAUGUACCGAGAAGGGCCAGAAGGAGCUCCAUAUCACUCACUAUGCUUAGAUGGCGUAAUCGACGGCCCUUUGUCACACGCUUUGGUUGUUGCUUGGGAGGUGCCAAUGUAUAAAGAAUGGUGGCCACAGUUUGUUGCACCUACCUUCAAGAUCACAGAGUCCAGGUGGCUUGAAAGAAACACUGUAGGUGGAGACCACUCUGUGCUGAGGUUUAAAGUGCCUUGGCCCUUUGCAAUGCGUGAAGUAAUCCUAUCUGCAUAUGAAUUGGAAUACUUUGAUGAAGAUCUUGUGGCUGUACUAUACAAAACAGCGCCAGAUGUCCCAGAGGAGAAGGUGGAUGGAAUUAGCAGCACUCAAAUACCAGGAUUGCAUUCAAAUGCGGUCCGUAUGGACCUUGAGGGUGGAUUUGUGUUGCAGAAGAUUGGUCACAAUCGUAGCUUCUUUCGUGUUGUUGUGGAUCUGGAUAUGAAGCUGGAUCUUGUUCCUCCUUGGCUAAUCAACUUCAUUGCUAGGCAGCUUUUAGGCCUUGGCUACAAGUUGUAUCAAAAGGCGGUUGCUGGGGUCAAAGGAAGUCCAUUGGAGAAGCUCCUCGACACCGAGCCUAUGUAUAAGCGCAUUCAAGCUCUUGACGACAUGUCGUUGAAUAUGCAUGACCCUGCGCUAAUGGCUAUGUUGCCACCAGAGAAGGGCUUGGCAGGACUCUACAAAGUUCCUCAUAAACAAGAAGAAAUUGACCGUGUGGAGUAUGCUAUCAAAGCACUGUCUGACCAGAGGCUGCCUAAGCCUUUGAACCGGACACCAGAGGACGUUUUGGUUCAAGAAAGGCAAGACACAUGUUCUGAUAGCAACAUUUUCACGGCUGAUGUCCCAAUUUCAAAUGCUUCAUUUGCUGAUAUUCACGACAAAGAUCUCAACAUCUUGACGCCCGUUAUUGAAACAAACGGCAUAGAAAUGUCCACCAUGUCACUUGUGCCGGAGCAGCAGAUAAGAUUGGCCAGUGAGGAAGAUGGACCUUCAGAUCCGGAGGUCGUUUGGGCUCUUGAAUUUCUUGAGAAACUUAUAAUGCAUUUUAGCAGCCAAAGAGCCUCCUCUCAAAAUUUUGAGAGCAGAGAAACCCUUAGUGUAGAAAACGACAACACAGGUAACUCAGAGCCUAUCUGCUCGACGGCAAAGUUGGAUUUUUUUAAUGAGGCAGAAGAAUUUCUAGAUACCCAGGAGGAGUUCUUACCGGAGGAACUCACGAAAGAGCAUAUUACGUGCGAAACUAAGGUGUCUUACUCGAUAGCAGCACAUACCAAGGCGAUGGAAGGGCCUACGGGAUCCAGCGUUCAGCAGACAUCGCAAUCAAGUGAUUAUUCUGAUCUGAAUAGGGUAGGGUCUGAAAAGAUUUCUGCGGCACUAGAUGGCAAUGAUAUUAUUCAACAGCGUUCUCGAGCACAUCACAGAGGAUUCCGAUUCUUCAGGUUUGGGAAAUGGCGUAAAGAUGCGGGGAAAUCUUUUAAAAAGCAAGACAUAACUACAGUGUAGGACUUCAAAAUGAGGUUCAUGGGAUGUAAGCAGGGAUCUCCAUUUGAUGCUCUGCUCUGACAGCAUCAACCCAACCAACCAAUGCAAGCUUCACAGCAAUCAGAUUGAAAGCCACAGCUUCAUCAAACACAAAGCUGAAGUCAUGUACUGCACCAGCUGUUGCAAUCACUUCUGGUGUGCAAUUUAGUGCCUCUACUAACAGCUGGGAAUCGUAAACCCUUGAAGACGUAAGUGUACAAAAUUUUCUUUUUUCUUUUUUGUAGGACUUGAUCCAAGGACUAAUGCUUAAUCACCUUGAAUUGUUAUUAAAGGCAGGUAACCCUCCAAUAGAAUUGUGUGAGAGCUUCCAAUCAUGCCAUCUUCAUGUAAACUACUUGUGUGGUUUCGAAUGUACUCUGUGUUUGUUUGUUCUGUUU
Molecule: messenger RNA, 2762 nt
Organism: Physcomitrium patens
Lineage: Eukaryota; Viridiplantae; Streptophyta; Bryopsida; Funariales; Funariaceae
Source: RefSeq, a predicted model, not a curated record